Pangasianodon hypophthalmus (striped catfish) is the source of this 1083-nucleotide messenger RNA. Its product is annotated as olfactory receptor 2AT4-like. Gene Ontology annotation, molecular function: G protein-coupled receptor activity; olfactory receptor activity. Gene Ontology annotation, cellular component: membrane. The record is from RefSeq and is a predicted model, not a curated record. The transcript has a single exon. Gene Ontology annotation, biological process: G protein-coupled receptor signaling pathway. The coding region runs from base 1 to 969 and encodes 322 amino acids. NCBI's taxonomy places the organism in Eukaryota, Metazoa, Chordata, Actinopteri, Siluriformes, Pangasiidae.
AUGACGCCAGACGGAAACGUGACAUUUGUGAAGGACUUUUUCAUUGUUGGUUUUCCUGGACUUCAUCCUAACUACUAUGCCCUUGUAUCUGCAGUUAUGUUCUUAGUUUAUGUGUGUAUCUUGAUAGCGAAUGGAAUUUUUCUUCUUUUGUUUGCAACAAACAAAAGUCUCCACAAACCCAUGUACUUUAUUUAUGUAAGUCUUGUGUUGUCUGAUGUGUUGUUUAGUACAUGCACCUUACCAAAGAUCAUUGCUAGGUAUUGGUUUCAAGCUGGGACCAUUUCUUUUGCAGCUUGUUUUUUUCAGAUGUACUUAGUGCAUUAUUUUGGUGUGGUCAGUUCAUACACACUAGCCGUAAUGGCCAUUGAUCGAUAUAUAGCGGUUUGCUACCCAUUCCGUUAUCAUAUUAUUAUGUCAAAUAGAAAUAUAAUAAUUCUGAGCGUAGUGGUCUGGCUUUUCUCUCAUUCUUGCAGUAUAUUGUUGGUUGCCCGGGCUUCCCUACUUCCUUACUGUGGAGCCAAUACCAUCGUACAAUGCUAUUGUGAUCACAUAUCUAUUACCCGACUUGCAUGCACUGACAGGACUACAUAUAGUUUUCCAGCUUUUGUUUAUGCCAUGGUAAUAUUGCUGGGAUCUCUUGCCAUUAUUGUGUUCUCUUAUUUCUGCAUUAUUUUAGCUGUCCUACAAAUAUCAAGUGCACAGGGGCGGCUAAAGACUUUUUCCACAUGUAGUUCUCAACUCAUUAUAAUUGCGCUCUUCUUCUUACCCAGGUGUUUUAAUUACUUAGCUGCCAAUGUAGGUAUUACAUUUAAUGCCGAUUUGCAAAUAGCCAUCAUUAUGAUGUAUAGCCUGUUACCUCCAAUGAUAAAUCCUUUACUCUACAGUCUAAAAACAGAAGAAGUUAAGAAGAUUUUGAUAAGAGAAUUUAAAAAAGACCAAGUAAGCUUGACCUUAUGUGUCAGAUCUUAAAAUAUAUUAUGGUACAUGUGGACAGGGCUAUUGUGUUAAGGAGAAACUGUAAUUGGAUCUACACAUGAUGACCAACUUCAGCACAUAGUAAUCAAAUAGCGGAAUUUUUUUGAG